This is a messenger RNA of Spinacia oleracea (spinach), 4531 nucleotides long. RefSeq lists its product as uncharacterized. NCBI's taxonomy places the organism in Eukaryota, Viridiplantae, Streptophyta, Magnoliopsida, Caryophyllales, Amaranthaceae. The transcript has 7 exons. Bases 328 to 2331 code for a protein of 667 amino acids. The record is from RefSeq and is a predicted model, not a curated record. Gene Ontology annotation, biological process: protein ubiquitination. Gene Ontology annotation, molecular function: ubiquitin-protein transferase activity; zinc ion binding; protein binding.
UCAAAUAAACGAAACUCGAUCAUUCGGGUUUUAGCAGUCUGGGACGGUGUGGGACCCAAUCUUCCCCGUCUUUAUUGUCGUCUCCAGAAUCAAGCGUUCUCUCAACUCCGCCGCAAAACACACGAAUUUAUCAUCACAAUUUAUCAUACUGUACAGAAUCACAGACUUCCCGAAAUUCAUAGCAUUAGCAUUUAUCUGUUUCCAAUUGUAUACUUUUUCACACAAAAAAUCCCAGUUUUGAUUCAUUUAUUGUUUAUUCUUUAAAUUUUGUGUAGUUUUUCUUGAUCUUGCUGUUGAAUUUUCUGGUGUUGUAAUUUUGAUAAAAUAAUGAGGAGAAAUAGGCAAAAGAAGCAGAAUUUCUCGCAACGCGGCCGAGAAAAAGAUGAUUGGACUGUAAAGCCUUUAAGUGAUUCUCCCUUAAAAGUAGUUGAUCAUCAUCAAGAUGAUGUUGAACAUCCCCAAACCUCAAAUUUCAUGCCCUCUGAUGGUAUUAAAGUCAAGUGGGUAUCGAAAAAUCGGGUUUCCGAUGCCAAAAACUCGGGUUCUGAGCCGGAAUUUGAGGUGGGUGAGCUCGAUUCCGGGCCAAAAUCUGAGGUGGCUGAGUCCAGUUCAGCAGCGACUGAAGGUGGGAAAAGGUUGGAUGAGAGAGAAAGUGAGGCAGGAGAGAGAAUUUGUGGAAUUGGGGAAAAAGUGUUGGUGGGAAUUAGUGAAGGUUCUGAGUUGAGUAAAGAAGGUAAUGGCGUUGACGAUGUUGUUAGAAGAUUGGAAGAGUUGCAAUUUGAGGCUGAAGAAGUAGGAAUUUCUGAAGAACAGAUUAAAAUUAAUGAUCAAGCUCAAGAGGAUGAGUUGCUUGCCAUGGAGUCCAUAUAUGGAGAUAAUGUCUAUGUCCUUGAAAAGCGACGGGGCUUACGUUCUUUCCAGAUUCAUAUACAUAUUGAACUUCCCGGUGCAUAUUCUGUAUCAGCAAAACUAAAGGAAGAUACUCUUGCUAACUCCAAAGUGUGCGACUCAGAUGACUUCUUAUAUACUUUCAAAGUCCAGUAUCUUCCACCUAUUAUAUUGACCUGUUUGUUGCCUAAAUCGUACCCAAGUCAUUGCCCACCUUCUUUCACAAUCUCAGUUCAAUGGUUGCAUGAAUCUAGAAUUUCCAAGCUUUGCUCAAUGCUGGAUUUAUUGUGGAAUGAGCAAGCAGGGCAAGAGAUUCUCUACCAGUGGGUGGAAUGGCUACAUAGUUCUUCUCUUUCAUACCUUGGUUCUGAUGAAGAACUUCUGCUUGGACCAUACAAUGUGAAAAGUGUUCCAGAUAGGCGUGCUUUCUCUGGAAGUCUUUCUCCUGACAUUGAUAUUCCUUCAAUGAGGAGUUACAAUGAAGAGAGAGUACAUGAGAACUUCCUUAGCGGUUGUCAUGAAUGUUGCAUCUGUUUCAGCGAAUAUGCCGGGACAGAAUUUUUAAGAUUGCCAUGUCAUCACUUCUUUUGUGUAAAAUGCAUGACAACUUAUGCUGAUGUGCACGUGAAGGAAGGCACAGUAAACAAGCUGCAGUGUCCGAGUACUAAAUGCGGUGGUAUGAUCCCCCCUGGUUUAUUAAAACGGCUGUUGGGUGAUGAAGAAUUUCAACGUUGGGAAUCAUUGGUGUUACAAAAAUCCCUUGAUGCAAUGCCUGAUGUAGCUUAUUGCCCCAGAUGUGAAACACCAUGUCUAGAAGAUGAUGACCAGCAUGCUCAAUGCUCAAAGUGCUUCUUUAGCUUCUGCUCUCUUUGCAGGGAAAAACGCCACGUGGGGAUCGCAUGCAUGACUCCAGAGAUGAAGCUAAAAUUUCUCGAGGAGCGCCAAAAUUCAUCUCUUAUUAAGGAUGAACAAAGACGCAAGGAGCUUGAUAUGAUUAAUGAACUUCGUAGUGUGAAGGAAAUACUCCGUGAUGCCAAGCAAUGCCCUAAUUGUAAGAUAGCUAUUUCUAGAACUGAAGGUUGCAACAAGAUGGUGUGCACACAAUGUGGGAAGUACUUUUGCUACCGUUGCAGCAAAGCAAUUAGUGGAUAUGAACAUUUCAGGGAGGAGGGAGGGUGUCAACUUUUUCCACAAGAAGCAAUUGUGCAGUGGGAAGAGCAAGUUAAUGCCCGCCAAGUUCUGGGUCAGAUUCAGGCUCAAAUGUUUGCUGCAAAUGCCCGGCCUUGUCCUGGCUGUAAGCAAUUGAAUGCUAAGAUGGGAAACAAUAAUCACAUCUUCUGCUGGGCAUGCCAAAACCACUACUGCUACCUUUGCAGAAAGAUGGUGCGGCGUAGCUCUGAGCAUUAUGGACCCAAAGGCUGUAAACAGCAUUCAGAAGGAUAGAGGAACGGAAUACAGAGAAAGAAUACAAGAACCUGCCUACCUUGAGGUCAGGUUAGAGUUUCUUCUCCCUCUGAUAGGGAAAGUAGUACAGUCUGGGUAAAUCUUUUUCAUACAUUGAGCUCUCUGUUCAAUGUGGAAUUCCUGAGCUAUAUUGGAUUAAAUGGUUUUCUCUUUAAAGAAGUGUUUCCAAUGUUGAUUAGUGUGCUUUACCACACUAGAUGAGUUAGCUACAGACUGUUUUAAACAGACAAUAAUUAGAGUCUCUUGGUAUUUAUUUCUAUCUGGAACAAUUUUUAUUCAUAUUCAGUUACAUAGAAUGACUUGAAAUAGAAAGACAUGAAGGAGUUGGAAUUAACUUGAACAGAAAUGUUUCCAGUUUUACCAAUUUUAUUCUAGAAUCUGGAUCAUUGGCGUAACAUGUUACAUGCCCCUUUGGGAUACCUUCUUUAUUAGUCCAUAUCUGUUGUACUCAGUUGCAGCAGUCAUGAACUCUUCAUCUGAUUCAAGAGCCCUCAUUGAAUUAGGUGGUAGACAUAUCUCUAAAUCCACACUCCCGCCCCCUUCAUAACCUGGGUAAGCGGUCACUUUGCCAACAAAUUUGUUUGCAUACCCACUACGAACUGCAACAGCUUUCCCAAGACCAAAUUCAUUUCCAUACAUAUCAAAUCUUGGUGAGCUUCCCAUCAUCACACUGUAAGGAUCAAACAUUUUGCAUGGCUGGUAAACAAAAGGAGAUUGGAGCCAUCCAUUGAUGAAAUCAUGCACUGUUUUGUCACUGUGGUUUACAACUGACUGGUGCAACAAUGACGCUGCCCACCCUAAGUUGUGUCCAAGUAGUUCACCAGCAGUAGUAGUGGUUACUAUUGCAGUAACACAAUUACCUAUAGGGGUGAGCAAAAAGUCAGGGUAGGUGAGCAAAAAGUCAGGGUAUCCUGAAUCGAAACCGUAACCUGUUGUGCAGAUUCCGGUUCCGGGUAACAAAUUUGGGAACCUGUUGCAACAGGUUCCGGUUCUCAUUACCCUGUACACACCAAUUCUAACAUGGAGUACCCAAAAUAAGGUACCAGACCAUAUAAAAAUGUUUCAUAUGCCCAAAAAACCAAACCAUAAAGUAGAUAAUUUUUCCAAUAAAAUAGCAAUAAUUUAUUUAAAUUUUUAAAAUGACAGGGUGCCCUGAAUAGGAACCUGUUGCAACAGGUUCCGGUUCCUGUUCCUGGAAUUCUGGAAUUUUAACAGGGUACCCUAUUGUGCUCACCCCUAACACUUACCUACAUAUUCGGGAAGCAGAGGAGGAUCUAAUCUAUGCCUGUUGUUGCUAGCAAUUCUGCAACUUGUGAUCUGAUCUUCAGAUAAGCAGUUUGCUCUCACAAUUGAUCUCCACACAAGUGCAGAGAGGCUCUGAAAGGAAGAAAUGUUGUUGCAGGUGUUGCUGCUUUCUUUGUUGGCCUUUGCUUUUAUUCUUGCUAUAGAAACUUUAGAGAAAUGAAAGAUUCUUUCUUUGAGUUGAUCUGUUUCAAACCUGCUUACAAAUUCAUUUGGGUGGGUAAAGGGAAGUUGAACGAUUGGGCCAUACCCGUCAGGAAACCAACGUUCAUGAAUGGGAAGACGUGAAACAAGAAGCUGCUUAUAAUUAUUAGCUCUAUGUAUUUCUGACCAUAAUUUCCAGAAAUGCCAAUAUGAGGUUCCAUCCACUAUCGCAUGGUUCAUGGAACAGCCAAUAAAAACCCCAUCUACAAGCUCAGUGACCUGAACCGAUAACAGAGGCAGUUCAUGACCAUCAUGGUUAAUGGCUCGAUCAUGGUCAAACAAUGACUGAACCACCACAGGAACCUCUUUCGGUGACAGAAUCUCAGAUACGGUCAUAUUUAACGUAGCAUAUAUAAACCUAGCUCCAUCACCCUUGUUGCAGUCUACAUAGACUAAGCUUUCAUGCUGAUUUUUGUUGAUACGUGUGGCGAGUCGGCCUGCGAGUGGGUAAAAAUGAACUAGGGUAAGUGAAAGAGACUCUUUCAGACUUUGAAGGUGUUUAUUUACUGAGAAUUCUUGAUUAUUGAAAUGUGAUGGUUUGAUGAAUAGAAGACCCUUUUGGAUGUAAUGAAAACAGAGCAUAGCUAAAUCCAUAGGAGCUAAGUAGUAUGGCUGAUUUGCUUCAUGCACCUUGUACUUUGGUUUUAUGAAGCAUUCUGAGAUUUGUUUGACA